Talaromyces rugulosus is the source of this 2730-nucleotide messenger RNA. RefSeq lists its product as uncharacterized. Gene Ontology annotation, molecular function: microtubule plus end polymerase activity; microtubule plus-end binding. The annotation marks the transcript as partial. Gene Ontology annotation, biological process: establishment or maintenance of microtubule cytoskeleton polarity; microtubule polymerization; mitotic spindle organization. Lineage: Eukaryota; Fungi; Ascomycota; Eurotiomycetes; Eurotiales; Trichocomaceae. The transcript is spliced from 3 exons. Gene Ontology annotation, cellular component: microtubule plus-end; kinetochore; centrosome. The record is from RefSeq and is a predicted model, not a curated record.
AUGGCGGAAGGCGAACCAGAUUUUUCGUCCCUGCCUUUACCGGAACGCUUCACACACAAGAUCUGGAAAGUGAGAAAAGAGGGUUACGAAGACGCCGCCAAAGAGUUUGAGAAAACUCCCGAUGAAUCGGCACCCGUAUUUCGCCCUUUUUUGCUAGACUCCGGUCUGUGGAAAGGUGCUGUUGCCGACUCCAACGUCGCCGCCCAGCAAGAAGGUCUCGCAGCCUACUGCGCCUUUCUUAAAUAUGGUGGUGCUCAGGCUUGCAUAAGAUCACGAGCUACCACAAUCGCCCCUAUCGCCGAGAAAGGUCUGUCUUCGGCACGGCCGGCUGCCAAAGCAAACGCGCUCGAAGCUCUCCUACUUUGUAUCGAACUUGACAAGGCCGACCCCGUAAUCGAGGAUUUGCUGCCUAGUCUAUCGGCCAAGCAACCAAAAGUUAUCGCUGCAGUUCUAGCAGCCUUUACGGCGAUAUACCAUAACUACGGAUGCAAGAUAGUCGACCCCAAGCCCGUUCUCAAGGCCCUGCCCAAGGUCUUUGGACAUGCCGAUAAGAACGUUCGUGCUGAAUCGCAGAACCUGACCGUGGAACUCUACCGAUGGCUGAAAGAAGCAAUCAAACCAGUGUUCUGGGGCGAUCUGAAACCAGUCCAGCAACAGGAUCUGGAAAAGCUGUUUGAUAAAGUUAAAGAGGAACCGUCGCCAAAACAGGAACGUCUGACGAGGGCACAGCAAGACGCAAUAGCCACCGCGCCUGUGGGCGGUGGAGAUGACGGUGACCAGGAUGCCGGCCAGGACUAUGACGACGAUGGCGCGGAAGAUGCUGAGCCAAUCGACCUCGCAGAGCCAGUUGAUGUGAUGCCCAGAAUUCCCGCCGACCUUCAUGAGAAACUCGGCUCGUCAAAGUGGAAGGAUAGGAAGGAAGCCCUGGACGCGCUCUACAACGCUAUUAACGUGCCUCGCAUCCAGGACGGGCACUUUGACGAGAUCGCAAGAGCCUUUGCGAAAUGUAUGAAGGAUGCAAACGUUGCUGUUGUCACAAUCGCAGCCAACUGUAUAGACUUGCUCGCCAAAGGAUUGCGAUCAAGUUUCGGAAAAUACCGAUCGGUGGUCAUGUCCCCGAUGCUAGAACGUCUAAAGGAAAAGAAACAGUCCGUUUCAGAUGCCCUAGGUCAAGCCUUGGACUCGGUGUUUGCUUCCACCAGCCUGUCUGACUGUCUGGAAGAGACACUUGAAUUUUUGAAGCACAAGAACCCCCAGGUCAAACAGGAGACGCUCAAGUUCCUCAUCAGGUGUCUUCGAACAACACGAAGUGUUCCCGAAAAGCCAGAGGUCAAGUCCAUUGCCGAGGCAGGCACCAGACUUCUUACAGAAUCCAGUGAAGUGACUCGAUCAGGAGGAGCGGAGAUUUUGGGAACUUUGAUGAAGAUCUUGGGCGAACGUGCCAUGAACCCUUACCUUGAUGGCCUGGAUGAUAUCCGAAAGACGAAGAUCAAGGAGUACUUCGACACCGCUCAAGUCAAGGCUAAAGAUCGUCCUAAGCCUAUUGUUGGCCCGCCGAAAGCCGCUCCUACGCCUGCGAAGAAGGCUGCUCCAGGCACCAAACGGCCCGCUGUGAAGAAAGCAGCCCCUGCUGCUGCACCGCCGCCUCCUGCCCCUGAGGAAGCAUCACCGCCUCCGAAACCCAAAGCUGUGUCCAGACCCGGCCUUGCACGGCCUGGAGGCAUUCCGAAAUCCGGCCUUGCCACCCCUGGUUCCGGGCUGAAGAUGCAAAGACGCAUCCCUGGUGUCGGUGGAGCAGCCGCUCCUCAAGCAUCUCCCCAACGUCGUGCAGCAAGCCCGCCUCUUGAUGAGCCAGCCCCGGCUCUAGCACAACCGAAAUUUGGCUUGGGACGAGGGCUGACUAGCCGUCCAAUUGGCAAACCUGCUGCAGUAGUUGAUGCAGCGCCUCCUGCAGCCGCCCCCGCUGUGUCUGGUCUCGCAGCUGUCGAGCGGGCUGAAUUGGAAGAACUCCGUCUUGAAAGAGAUCAUCUUACCACAGUGAACGAAGAACUCAAGUCGGAAAAGACCAAAUUGACCUCUCAGAUCAACGAAUUCCAGAACCAGAACGCACAGCUUAUUGAAGACCACACCCGAGACGUCUUGAGCAUCAAAGCCAAGGAGACACAACUGGUACGGGCGCGCAGUGACGCCGAGACCGCGGAGCAGACGGUGCAGAAACAGCAACGUGAAAUCGAGCGUCUUAAGCGUGAAUUGGCUCGAGCAGUCCGUGCCGCAGCCAUCAGCCCGCCGCCUGUUUUGGCAGACGGGGGAGGAGCCGUGGAAAGUGUUCCCUUAUCUCCAGACCCAGCGGCAUACCAUAGCAACAGCUCACGCUCUGGUCUGCAAAUGGGGGCAAGAUUUGAUGGUGCCCGGCCUCGCAGUUACGUUUCAAGUCCCAGUGAUGACAAGGAGAACAACGGCCUGGUAUCACCGAGCCACGACUCGAAUUUCGAGCCCAAUUUUGGCCGCAGGAAGUUUAGCCCUCCAGCCAGUUCGGGAAUUUCAAGUAGAGGAAGCCCCAGCCGGCCAACUGCUCGGUAUGCAUCUACUGGCAGCAACAAUGGCGAGGAACACCCGGCCGCACCGGCACGAUCAACAGAGCCAGCUGAGAACUGGAAACGUGCGGCCGAGGUUACAAGUCAAUUAAAAGCCAGAAUCGAACAAAUGAAGGCGAGUCGACUUUUUCAACAA